CCUUCUGACUCAAAGAGACAGAAACUCACCCAAUCCUCAUCUCCGCCUACUAGACAGAGCUCAUCACAAUGGCAAAACACCGCAGAUGGGUGGCAUCGUGAGGAGAACUCUUUUGCUUUCAUAGAUCCGUUGACCGAUUCAGACUGGCACGCCAUUCGUGACUUUUACCAGAUUCAAGAUGCAACAUCUGAUCAGGUGGAAUUUUCAAGUAGCUCAGUACUGUCGGCUACUACGUUUAAGAUUAAAGAAUAA
Molecule: messenger RNA, 252 nt
Organism: Protopolystoma xenopodis
Lineage: Eukaryota; Metazoa; Platyhelminthes; Monogenea; Polystomatidea; Polystomatidae
Source: the annotation of a GenBank genome assembly